Molecule: messenger RNA, 807 nt
Organism: Megalops cyprinoides (Indo-Pacific tarpon)
Lineage: Eukaryota; Metazoa; Chordata; Actinopteri; Elopiformes; Megalopidae
Product: RNA polymerase II subunit A C-terminal domain phosphatase SSU72
Exons: 5
Coding region: 184-768 (194 amino acids)
Biological process (GO): termination of RNA polymerase II transcription
Cellular component (GO): mRNA cleavage and polyadenylation specificity factor complex; nucleus
Molecular function (GO): RNA polymerase II CTD heptapeptide repeat phosphatase activity
Source: RefSeq, a predicted model, not a curated record
GAGGAUAGGAAGCUGUCUUAGCGUUGGAGUAGUAGGGAAAGGAUUCAAAUAUGACCAUGAUCGGCGAAUUAUAGCAUAGAAUACGACUAAUUAGCGCGGUAACUUCCUUUUUCGAAUUGAAAUACAUAAUUUAUUUUCCUUUAACUAUUAAUUUCGGUUGUCCUACUUUGGGAAUUGAGAGCGAUGCCGAGUCACCCACUGCGCGUGGCGGUGGUAUGCUCGAGCAACCAGAACCGUAGCAUGGAGGCGCAUAACAUCCUCAGCAAGCGGGGGUUCGAUGUGCGAUCAUUUGGGACAGGGACCCAUGUGAAGCUGCCAGGCCCCGCGCCAGACAAGCCCAAUGUGUACGACUUCAAAACCACCUAUGAGCAGAUGUACAACGAUUUGGUCCGCAAGGACAAGGAACUAUACACACAGAACGGAAUCCUCCACAUGCUUGAACGCAAUAAGCGAAUCAAACCACGACCUGAACGUUUCCAGAGCUGCAAGGACCAGUUCGACCUGGUCAUCACCUGUGAGGAGAGGGUUUAUGACCAAGUGCUGGAAGACCUGAACUCUCGGGAGCAGGAGACCUUCCAGCCGGUUCAUGUCAUCAAUAUAGACAUUCAGGACAACCAUGAAGAGGCUACUCUGGGGGCCUUCCUCAUCUGUGAGCUCUGCCAGUGUAUCCAGCACACAGAUGACAUGGAGAACGAGAUAGACGAACUGCUUCAGGAAUUCGAGGAGAAGAGCAGUCGCCCCUUCUUGCACACUGUGUGCUUCUAUUGACAAGAUUGUGCAGCUUGAAGCUGAAGCAAAAAAAAAAAA